GGGGUAUAAAUUGUUAUGAUGUGUUUAAAGAAGAAUAUUUUAUCCUUCGUGCUGUUAUAGUUAAUUGGUCAGGUGAUACUCUGAGGUUGACAAAAUUAAUAGGUGUUUGUACAAACCAUAUCUAUUAUCCUACAACUCCACCUUCAAAUUUUAAUUCAAAAAGAUAUUGUCCAGCUAAUCUACCAAAUAGAACACAUAAAGAAUGGAAAGAAAAGCUUAAGAAAAUCUGUAAAGCAAAAUCUGAAAAAAGCGAA
Molecule: messenger RNA, 254 nt
Organism: Racocetra persica
Lineage: Eukaryota; Fungi; Glomeromycota; Glomeromycetes; Diversisporales; Gigasporaceae
Source: the annotation of a GenBank genome assembly